ACAGCCGGGGUCGAGGGGCGGGCCCGCAGGGGGAAGGGGCGGAGCGUCCCGAGGCCCCCGUCAAAGCUUGCGGUGAGGACGCGGCUCCAGCUCCUGCGAUUUAGCUGAUUCAGCCCGCAGUGGUUUCCGCCGCUGCCAUCUGCCGGGUAAGGCUCUCCCCAACCCUUUUCGCCUUCAUUUCCGGAGACGAACCCGGAGACGUUCCAGCUUCCUUGCUCGACGCACAAGUGUGCGCGGGAUUCAGGCUUGCCUAACGGUCCUCUGGGUGUCUGGCGGGACUAGGAAUGCCCUCAGUGUCGCCCCCACCUUUUCCCUAUCAUCCACCCUGUCGGACCCAUGGCUGAGCUCCCGAGCAAGGGGAAGCAGCUCGGCCAUCUGGAGAGACCCUGGCUCCCGGCUUUGCUCCAGUGCGGACGGACGUUCGCCCUCCUGUCCCAAACUCUGCAGAUCCUCACCUGGAAGAAAUCCGGAUCGCGCUGCUGAAGCAGGCGGAUUGAGCUGAAACGCACUGAGUCCCACCAAGACUUGAGAUUGCUUAACUCGUUGAACUCCUUGCCAAUCUUGAGAACUCUAAAGCCAAGGUUACUUCUGGUGUCAGUGCUACCUUUGGUCUUUCUCUUUGCAGAAAGUUCCCCCUGAGCCAUGGGCGAGGUGUUCUCCCAGCCAGGCUUUCAGCAGGAGGAUGAGAAGAAGUUGCUCCUACACCCCGACACAGCCGUGGGUGUCAAGGCUGCCAGCUACUCCAGCACUGCUAGCAGCAAGUCAUCUUGUCCUUGUGUGCCUCGUGAAGGCGCUGCUGCUGUGGGUUUUGUGACUUGUCCUACCUGCCAAGGGCAUGGGGAGAUCCCCCAAGAGCUGGAGAAGCAGCUGGUGGCCCUCAUCCCUUACGGGGACCAGCGGCUAAAGCCCAGGCACACGAAGCUCUCCGUGUUCCUGGCGGUGCUCAUCUGCCUGCUAAUUACCUCCUGCAUCAUCUUCUUCCUCUUCCCUCGAUCCAUCUCUGUGCAGCCUGCAGGCCUCAACUCCUCCACGGUGGCUGUGGACAAGGCUGACAUCCACCUCAACAUCACGAAUAUUUUAAACAUCUCCAAUAGCAACUACUACCCCAUCACCGUGACCCAGCUGACCACGGAGGUUCUGCACCUGUCCCUUGUGGUAGGUCAGGUAUCCAAUAGCCUCCUCCUGCACAUCGGCCCUUUGGCCAGUGAACAGAUGUUUUAUGCAGUAGCCAGCAGGAUCUGGGAUGAAAACACUUACAAAAUCUGUACCUGGCUGAAAAUCAAAGUGCACCACGUGCUUUUGCAUGUCCAGGGCACCCUGACCUAUUCCUACCUGCGCCACUCCGAACAGCUGGUCUUCCAGAGCUAUGAGUACGUGGACUGCCGGGGAAACAGCACGGCAUCCCACCCAGGUCCCCACCCUCUGUGAGCUGUCUGUGGUCCCUGUGCUCCAGACCCCUCCAUGCAGGCCUGGUUGAUGUCUACCAGAACUCCACGCUGCCCACAGCAGGAGACUGGAGACUGCCAGCCAGAAGCCUCCUGCAACCUCCGGGUACCACUUUCACUGUUUCAGAUCCCCCAGAUUCCAUCCAUGACUGUGUUGGAUCCUGCUCCCUCUCAGCCUUGACCUGGCAUUGUAGUCUUGAGCUGCCUGCAAGGCCCCAGAUCCAUGCCUGCCCUUUCUGUGCUCAGUCCCUUGGUUGCCAGGCUCCCUUGGGGCUGGCCCUCCUCCUGCCUGAACAUGGACAAGACUGCAGGUUUUCUGCCUUUUAAAAGAUGAACCCUUAUCAAGUUCCCCCACCCAGGUGAUAGCAGUGACUUGGGACAGCCAGCAGCUUUGAUGGGAUAGUCAAAGCACUCCUGGCUUGAUCAUUUGGCAAGGUGAUGAUGCCAGCCUGCUUUUCUCUGGCCACUUGUCCUCUGCCCAUCUGGUAGGAAGACCCAUCAAAGCCCUCUGUUGUUUCUGAUUAAUGCUGUCCCUGGUUUCUAGGAAGACAGGGCUAUUCUCCAGUGUUAGCAUCUCUUUUGUGAAACAGUUUUACCAAAGCAGCAGGGAAUGGAAGGAAGACACCUGCCACCCGCUGAACCAAGCAGGAAAGACAGAGCCAACACCAGAAUCAUUUUUAAAAGUCCUGAUGUGGCAGAGGAAGGCUCCUAAGCCUGCAACUCUGAGCCUCCAUGAGAAGACAGGGCCAAGUCAGAUGGCUGGCUCUGCUGCUGUCUUCCAAAAAGAGUCUCCAACAGACGGAGCUGUCCGUGUCUCAGCAAAGCUUGCAGACCCUGUAAGUGUGGAGCAGCACAUCCCCAAGAUGGGGCCAGGCCCUCUCUUCCCUAUCACCCGAGAUAAGCCCCAGAUUCCAACCAGCCUCCUAGUGGAGGGGUAUGUAUUCUUGAGCCCAGCAGGAAUGGCAUUGGCUCACUGGAGAUGGCUCGGUUCUUCUCAAACAGGUAGAGAGACAGUAGAUGUCUUGUGGGAGAACUAAUGGAGAAGCAAGGUGAAUGGAGAGAGGGUGAAGGGCUGACAGAAGCUGGUAACUAGCUGGCUAGGGGACCGAGGGCAAACAGGUGGUGCUGGCUGGAGCUGCUGUGUGCAUAGGUUGGAAAAUGCAAAAGAUUGAUAUUGUUCAA
Messenger RNA from Ochotona curzoniae (black-lipped pika), 2627 nucleotides. RefSeq names its product transmembrane protein 106A-like. Bases 643 to 1428 code for a protein of 261 amino acids. The record is from RefSeq and is a predicted model, not a curated record. Lineage: Eukaryota; Metazoa; Chordata; Mammalia; Lagomorpha; Ochotonidae. The transcript has 8 exons.